AUGACAGUAAUAAGCAGAGCGACAGCGAAAAAAGAAAUCCACAAGACAUUGAGUCUUUGCAACUUUUUCACGCGUCAAAUCGGUUUUUCUUUCAUUGACAAUCCCCCCAGUACUGCAUUCGGUCGUUUGAGAUCUUAUAUUUGGUUUACGAUAUCUGCUACUUUAUUAUUUUUGAAGCUGAGCGCAGAAAUUAACUACGUCACUUUGAAGUUAAUUAAAUCGUCUUCAGUUGUGGAUUUUGUUGCAAGUUUACACAUCGUUGGAUAUGAUACAAUGAGUUUCGGGAAAUUACUGACGAUUUGGUACAAAAGAAAUGAAUUUAGACAAUUGGUAAAAGAACUGGCUGACAUUUGGCCAAUAUCCGAUGACGACAAAGAAGAAAUAAACAUAAAACGGAGUCGAACAUCCUCCCUGCGUAUUGCACAAAUUUACUAUGCCUUUUGGAACGUUUUAGGAGUUUGGUUAUACAAUUUAACUCCGAUAAUUAUAUUUGUGUAUCAUAAGUUACAAGGUGAGGCUGCAGAUUUGGGAUUCAUCUGGCACAUGGCAUAUCCAUUUGACAAAACCAAACCGAUAUAUCAUGAAAUAGUGUUUAUUUUUGAAGCUUGUGGAGGUGUGAUCUCAGUGUGCUCUAUGCUUGGAUCUGACAUAUUAUUCAUGACAAUGGCAAAUCACAUUAGUUUGUUAUUACGUUUACUUCAACUGAGGAUCCGUAGAUUAGGCAGUACAACAAUCAGUAGUACAACCAACGCGCAACAAGUCCACGACACUUAUCAUAAAAUUAUAUCGGCUGUAAAAACUCAUCAACGAUUGAUCACAUACGGGAAUGAUUUGGAGAGUGCAUUUUCACUUGUCAAUCUUAUCAAUGUCUUAUUAAGUUCGGUCGAUAUUUGCUGCGUUGUUUUUAACAUUCUUUUAGAUCCAUGGUUGGCAAUGAGCAAUAAGUUCUUUUUGGGCGCAGCGCUCACCCAAGUCGGUAUACUAUGUUGGUAUGCUAAUGAGAUUUAUACCUCGAGUUCAGGAAUAGCUGACGCGGUGUAUGAAAGUUCAUGGUAUAUGGAAGAUAUUCGUUGUCGAAGAGCACUACUUAUUAUGAUGCAAAGGUCUCAAAAGCCGUUGUAUUUUACGGCUUUGAAGUUUCACUCCAUAACUAUGAGUACUUAUAGUUCGAUUUUAACAUCGUCCUAUUCGUAUUUCACUCUUCUCUACACUACAUAUCGCAGAGACUAG
Papilio machaon (common yellow swallowtail) is the source of this 1230-nucleotide messenger RNA. Its product is annotated as odorant receptor 4-like. The transcript is spliced from 9 exons. Gene Ontology annotation, biological process: detection of chemical stimulus involved in sensory perception of smell; sensory perception of smell. The coding region runs from base 1 to 1230 and encodes 409 amino acids. NCBI's taxonomy places the organism in Eukaryota, Metazoa, Arthropoda, Insecta, Lepidoptera, Papilionidae. The record is from RefSeq and is a predicted model, not a curated record. Gene Ontology annotation, molecular function: olfactory receptor activity; odorant binding. Gene Ontology annotation, cellular component: plasma membrane.